AUGGGACUAACUUCUCGGUCUCCUAACUUUCACGAUCAAUAUCAUCAUCAUCAACAACAACAACAACAACAUUAUGGACAACAACACGAACGACAAAGGAUUCCUCGUUUCGGCAGAGAGAGAAUGAUUACUGCCUUCCUGAGUGUGGGCUCCCUUAUUUUAGUAGCACUACUCUUCAAUUUAACGACCUUAAUACUGUUUAUUCCUCAUGACACCGAGGGACAGAAAUUAUUUGAUUUGUUUGAGGAGAGAAGAUUGAUACGAGAAAGACAAGCCAAAGAACUAGUGGACAUGAGCAACUUUGUGAAGGAAAUGACUGUUCAGGCGAAACGAGCCAACUAUCAAAAGAAAGCUCUUGCCUUCGCGUCGAGAUCGUAUAGUCAAAUGAAUGUAACAAAAGCAGCCUACAAUGAUCUCCUCGCUAAAUAUGCAAAACGAUAUCAAUACUACCAGGCGACACUUCAAGACGCUCAACUUAUAUUGAAUAUUACAAAGGUGGUUCACGAAUAUGAACUGCUCAAUGUUACGAAUAGAAUUUAUCAAGAAGAAGCCAAUAUAAAUAUAACAACACCAAUUGAUCCAAAUUAUGUGGAGAAGCUUAACGGUACACAGUUCACUACCCUUAGUACCACAACAUUUUCGAGAAGCCUCUACAGCGAAACAUCUAGGCUUGUCACAGGAGAAGGUUUUGGUAUUUUUAUCACCGGCCACGGAACAUUGUAUUCAUUCGGAACAAAAUCUUAUGCGUUGGGCAGAACUAAUAGAAAAGACAGAUCCGUAAAUCCUGUGGAUUUUAAAUUGUCUGCCAACGAAGAAAUUUGGCAACUCGUUGCAGGCGAUUCUCAUGUACUUCUCCUGACUAAUUUGAAAUUGUACGGAUGGGGAUUAAACAAUUGGGGUCAACUUGGUGAUGGUUCAACUACAACCAGACAGCUCCCAGUGGAAAUUCUGACUCAUUCAGGAAGUAUUAUAUAUAUUGCGGCAGGUACUGAUAAUUCGUUCUAUGUCAAUACAGCAGGUCAAUUGUACGCUUGGGGAAGAAAUAGUGAAUAUCAACUCGGUUUGGGAACUGACCGAACAAUAGCACCUGCAUCAGUGAAACAACCGAUGCUGGUCUCAUUUGCCGAUAACCCAGCAGUUACUCACGUUUGUGCCGGCGUUGCUCAUGUUGUUGUCAGAUUUAGUAAUGGAAGUUUUUCUUACUGGGGACAAAAUUUUCCAAUUGCUGGCUAUCCCAAUGCAGUUUAUCAAUAUUUCGCAAGGCCUGUAGAUAUUGGAGUGAGUCCUAAUAACUAUCCAACGAGUAACCACUUAGACUUUGUGUGUGGCGAUCGAUCAACUCUGUUUUUGACCAAUUUGGGAACAGUGUUUGGUUUAGGUGAAGGAGCAAACGGCAGGCUAGGAAUAACAGGAGCAAAUUCAAAGUCCGUAUUAACACAAAUUACAACCACCGAUUUGGGCUCUCGCAAAAUUUUGAAGCUCUUCCAUAAAAAAUCAGCAGCAUUUGCAAUAUGCGACGAUGGAACAGUAUGGGCGUGGGGAGCCAAUUAUCAUUGCCAACUUGGUACAGGAAGGUAUGACUGGUGUUAUUGGUGGUAUGGAUGUGGUUGCUAUGAUGUGACAAUACCAAGGAAGAUCCAAUCAUUUCCAAAGGCUAAAAAUCCUUAUUACUACGAGUUCGCCUUAAUGACAUAUUCCACUGCAAUGUUUUAUUCUGACGGUAAUAAUCUCUUUUUGGCUGGAGCAGGAUUUUCAGAAGAUAGCCGGUUGGGCACAAGAAUUAUUCCAAGAUACUUGUUCCGAAACAUUCAACAAGUGAAGAUGCAAUUUUGGUCACCUCUUCAAAGAAAGUAUCCCUUCUUUACCGCCCAAAACAAUCAAACCGUAUAUAUACGAGAAGAACAUUAUAUGGGCACUUCAAAAGACAAUCUUAAUAUUGUAUCAAUACUGGGAGUUGGAUACACCUCUCAAAAUGUCCCAAAUCAAGGAGUGACAAGUCUAUCUAUACAAGACAAGAAUAAGAUGUUUGCUUAUUCAUUCUUUAACACUCACAUGCUCACCGUCAAUACGACUGUUUAUUUCUUUGGAGGAAUGCUCAAUCACACUAUGACCAACAAAAUAAUUAGUACCAACUCAGUAUUUGGAGAAUGGACGGUGUACAAUAAGACUCUUCCUUUUCCUGUUGCAAGUGGAAUGUAUGCACUGGUUGAAGAUUACUUUUAUAUUUUUGGAGGAAUGACCACUGACAAUAUUGGAAACUUGAUGCCUUCAAAUAAGAUUAUCAGAGCUCCUUUAAGAGACAUUUUGAGUUGGGAGGUGACAACGAUGACAUUACCUUCUUCAAUUUAUGCAGGGCAUACAGAGAUCAUUGGAAACAAUAUAUAUAUAUUUGGUGGAAGAAAAUUUAACCAAGAACCGAAUUCAGAUAUUUUAAUGUCUCCUUUGGUCAAUAUGACUUGGACAAAUACAUAUCUACCACUUCCAUAUCCGAUUGUUGAUGGGCCUGUCCUCUAUGACUCUAAAAACAUUUACAUGUUUGGUGGGUAUUACGCUACCAAUGAAAAAUAUUAUGCAAAUAUUCUACAAGCUAAUUUGACAAACCCAUUGUACUGGGAUGACUCCAUGAACAAGGUCCCUUCUCCUGUAGGCUCACGUUAUUAUUCGAUUGGUUGUGGUUCGGUAUUUUUAUUGGGUAUGCAAACGAACAGGACAGACACAACUGUGAAUAUAUUGUCGUCAAACUCUAAUCGAUUUUGUUCGACUCACGGAAAUUGCGUGAGAGGUAAUUGUGUUUGUCACAAUCAAUGGACUGGUUUAAAUUGCUCAAUUCCAACUUGUAAUGGAAUUCCACAAGGAACACUCGGUGUUUGUAGCGGCAGAGGAUCAUGCAUCGGGCCUGAUACUUGUAACUGUACAAACUCAACGCUUUGGGGAAGUUCUUGGUGUGACAUUCCAAAAUGUGAUGGUGUUUUGGCAACCGUUAACUCUUCUGUGUGCAAUGGAAAUGGAGCUUGUGUGAGUCCCAAUACGUGUGUUUGCAACCUUGGUUGGCGUGGUGAAAGGUGUCAAGUCGCAAUCUGUUAUGGUGUGUCAGGAGACGACCCAAGUGUUUGCAGUGGUGUCGGAGCCUGUGUUAAACCGGACAUGUGUGCAUGUAACAUUGGUUAUUACGGUAGUAAUUGUCAAUCUUACUUUUCGCAAUCAAUUCGUGUUAAGGCAACCAUUGACGGCACCGAUAAUGUGAUCAUACAGGGAGGGGUGUUAACAUGGCAGCACGGAGCAUUUGGAGCACCCACUGGGAUUACUAUUAACGGCCAAGCAUUCGCCUAUACUUCCAGCUACCAAUUAGGUUACAAUACAGACGGAUUCAGCCGUGUUAGUGUGACCAAAACAACGGCCAGAGAUACAGUUACAAUAUCACAAAUGCCUACGGCCCAGAAUGGAUGGAAAACGAUUGUGGGCGUUGUAGACAAUCCCGGAGGAGCUGCAGCUUACGACUUUACCAUUACUAUCAGUGCUUAA
Molecule: messenger RNA, 3522 nt
Organism: Naegleria fowleri
Lineage: Eukaryota; Heterolobosea; Eutetramitea; Acrasida; Naegleriidae
Exons: 5
Coding region: 1-3522 (1173 amino acids)
Cellular component (GO): cytoplasm
Molecular function (GO): guanyl-nucleotide exchange factor activity; protein binding
Source: RefSeq, a predicted model, not a curated record